UUUUUUUUUUAAAUUAUUUCAAAUAUCUUGUAUGCGUGAAGUAAAAGAUAAAAAGAAGCAAAAGGAUACAGUUGAAUGUUCAGUAAUAGAGUAGUAGCAUUGUCGUCUGCUUGUUUGACAAGUGCGCAUGAUCGGUGAUCAGUCGAGUGCGAAUAAUAUGGCGUACGGGUGUGGAUAUCGAAUGUUCGUCAUGUCGCUCAACAACGUUUAUUAUUUGUGAAUAUAUUCAAUGAAAAUGAAUAGUAAUCAAUUAAAAUUCGAAUAACAUGAAUGAAAGGUUCGAUGUUAUAGUGAUAUAUAUUCUCGAUGAUGGAGGCAGAGGUUAGAGUUUGAUAUUGACGUUCUUCAAGUAUUUUCUACUACAAUAUCAUAGGUUGCAAAUAGUUAUGAAUUCGGUAUGCAAGACGAAUGACGUGUAAUCUAAUACACCAAUGUGCAAGCGAUUGUCAACCUGUGAAUUUCGUAAUAAUAUGUCUACAUACGUAUAAGGAAGGCUCUACAUAUAACUGAGUUCAAUAAAGUCAAUGUUUCAUUCAAAUUGUCACGUUAUAUGAUAAUAUUAUGGAGCAGUGUAGAGGAAACGAUACCUCUAGCAUAUCCAAUGCAGCUAAAGCAGAUAUAUCACCUAAAUCAAAACAGAAGAAAAAAUCUCUAUGUCAGAUGCUUAUGAAUAAAAAGACUAGAGUUGGUUGUUUGGAAACAUCUUAUAAGGAUAGCGAUUCUAAUAAGAAUUCUAAAGCCGAUAACUCUCAACACGAAUCUCAUACCAGCACAAAAUUGUCUUUAUGUUGUGCGAUGACUGAACGAAGUAGAACUCCACCUCAAAGUUUAACCGCUAGUAGAUUGUCUCCUACAACAUUAAGCAGGACAUCUGUAAAGUCUGAAGUAGCUUCCAUUAAUGGUAAAUGUCUAACAGAUGUAAUAGUCGAAAAGCAAGAAGUGUAUUCGAUGUAUGGCGAUCAGGAAGCUCAAGAGAGUAAUACGAGUAAAAAAGUUGUUAUGCGAGAAAAGGAGCAACGCAAGAGUACUUACACAGAAGAAUCCACGGAAGAUGAAAUCGAAGAAUCUUCAGAUGAUGAAAAUAUACAAAUGAUUUAUGCCGAAAGAGAUCACAAAUAUAUAAAGGAUGACGACUAUUUCACUAAGGGGAAGUAUAUUUCUUAUUUCUUCCUGGCAAUGGAAAGGCAAUUCUACGAUCCUUCAGAAGUUUACAGUAUGGUUAAUUACCAUAAUUGUAACAUUUGUGAAAAACCAGAAGGCAAAGAUGAAAAUUCUUCUUCUGGAUCAAUGUCUCCGAUCUCUAUGCAGUUAAGACAAAGAUUACUCCACAGAAGAUCUGUUGAUAAUUUAGUUAUUAAUUCUCCGACAAAUUCUAUGCGACAUUCUAGUCCAGAAUCUGUGAAAAGUGUACCUAUUCAACUUAAACCUCGCUCUACGUCACACGAUGCCUUGUCAAAGAAAAAAGAUCGUAAGGUGCCUACAGCAACUGGGGAAUCUACGGAUAGUUUGGCUAAACAGGCACUACUUGCUGCACAAGUAUUAAAUUUAAUUCCUGCUCAAAAAGCUAGAGAAAGAAAUUUCCUUCAUGGAAGAAUAGCGGCUAAUUCAUUGCUCGGUCCAGUGGAACUUGAAAAAGUAUUGCCAAAUCGCGAAUUAAAAAUUUUCGUUGGAACGUGGAAUAUGAAUGGUCAAUCUCCGCCAAAAGAAUUAAAUGAUUUUAUGUUACCUUCGGAAAUAGAAACUAUUCCUGAUAUGUUAGCAAUUGGAACUCAAGAAUCGUGUUCUGAAAGAAAUGAAUGGGAAGCUUCUUUGCAAGAAACAUUAGGACCUUCUCACGUUUUAUUAACUAGUACAGGUCUUGGAACCCUUCACUUGGCUCUUUUCUUAAGGAGAGAUCUCAUUUGGUUUUGUUCUGUACCUGAGGAUGAUAGUUUUUCUACUAGAACCGGAACAGCAUUUCGAACUAAAGGAGCUGUUGCUUUGGCUCUGAUGUUAUUUGGUACAAGUUUCCUUUUUGUCACGGCACAUUUAACAGCUCAUCAGGAUAAAGUUAAAGAAAGGGUUAAUGAUAUAAAAAGAAUCGUUAGAAAUUUAGAUCUUCCCAAAGAUUUACCUACAAAACAUAAAAGCAAAGAUGUUACACAAAAUUUCGAUUGCGUAUUUUGGUGCGGAGAUUUAAAUUUUCGUUUAGCUCAACCGAGGGAGGAAGUAAUUCAAUGGGUUACAGACACCUGUUUCCCCCAACAAGUUCCAGUUAAUUUACAAAAGGAUCAAUUGAAAACAAUUCUUAAUGAAGGUGCAGUACUGCGUGGUUUUGAAGAAGCAUCAAUUAUGUUUCCCCCAACUUACAAAUAUGAUCCUGGCACACAAAACUUUGAUUCGAGCAGUAAACAACGUUGUCCCGCGUACACGGAUAGAAUUCUUUUUAAAGGAAAAGGUCAUACAAGAGGAUAUAUUAGACGAGUUAGUCAUGAAAGUACUAGUUCGCAUAAAGACGGUGCUAUAGAGUGCUUGAUAUAUGAUUCUGUUCAAAGUAUCUGCACAUCCGACCACAAGCCUGUAUGGGGCGUAUUUAAAACAACUAUAAGGCCUGGCAUUGAUACGAUACCCCUUGCAGCUGGUUUGUUUAAUCGUGAUGUAUACAUAGAAGGAAUUAAAAGACGUGCAGCUGCAAUGGAUGAAUCUCAAGGAACUUCUAAAGUGUGCUCGAUUCAAUAAUUAUGGUACUAUUUAUAAAAUUGCCUAGCAAUUUAAUAAUAUUAACAACAAUUGUAGACUUUAUAAAUCAUGAAUACGUAAAAGAAAAACUUAUAUAGAAAUUACCAUGUCGCGUGGCACACACACAUAAGUAUACACGUAUAUAUAUAUAUAUACAUGUAUACACAGGCGAUAAUAUAAAAUUUCUUAU
This is a messenger RNA of Polistes dominula (European paper wasp), 2908 nucleotides long. RefSeq names its product Inositol-3-phosphate synthase (gene INPP5E). The record is from RefSeq and is a predicted model, not a curated record. NCBI's taxonomy places the organism in Eukaryota, Metazoa, Arthropoda, Insecta, Hymenoptera, Vespidae. Gene Ontology annotation, molecular function: phosphatase activity. Gene Ontology annotation, biological process: phosphatidylinositol dephosphorylation.